AUGCCAGCUCCAUCGUCCAUCUGUACCCGACCAGCCUUUCCUCCAUCCCUCGCCAGACGAUUGGCCAAACGACGUAUCAACCCUGCCCGACCUCUUCACACUUCCUCACCUAUUCUCAACGUCUCAGUCAAACCCGAACCAUCCACAAUCCCACCUUCCACCGCCCUAUCCGCACUACUAUCAAGACUAUCUUUACCUUCCAAUGACCCCUCGCUACAUCCCACUCUGAUAGCCUGUCUAACUCAUCCAUCAUACUAUUCCGCUCAAGCUCAAUCGAACACCAACGAAAUACCAGAACUUGAAGUGGUCGACUCCGAAUCCUCCUCCUCAUCUUCCACAUCAACCACAAAAAGCGAUAACGAGCUUUUAUCUACAUUGGGUAAUUCAUUGUUAGGUCUAUUCGCCAGUGAACAUAUCACCCAGCUUUAUCCCCUACUACCAACUCAAGCAGUUAAAUACGCCAUAACGGCCUAUGUCGGUCCAUCAACAUGUUUGUCCGUAGCUAGAGAGCUGGGGGUGAGCGUACAAGGAGGUGGAAAUAACGGUCAAGUACCUGGUUUAGGUAGAGGUUCAAACUCUGCUGGUUUACCUAUCAGAUGGUCCAAAGUGUAUUUGCAAGAGAAGAAUUAUCAGGAUAACAUUAGAGGCGAGAAUGUAACAUCAAAAGGACCUGAGAAGGUUCCUGUUGCAAGGAGGUUUCAGAAAUUCAUAGAGAAGAAGGAGAAUGAAGAAAAAGAUAUAUCGGAAGAGAUACGAGGAAGAAGUAAUAGAGAGAGUUUCGAGGAUGUCGUUGCUUCUACGGUUAGAGCUUUCGUAGGGUUGAUCUACCAAGAACAGGGAAUCCACGCCGCUCGAUCAUUCGUUCACGCUCACUUCCUCUCGCGUUCCAUUGACCUUUCCUCAUUAUUCAAUUUCAAAAACCCCCUUCACAUGCUUUCCUCGGUCAUUUCCUCCCAUCUCUCCUCAGCCGGUGUACCCAUCUCAGCCAACCAGGGUGUCAUCGAAAAGAGAUUAUUAGCAUCUACCGGUGUAAAUUCGCAAUCGCCUUUAUUCCUUGUCGGUCUGUUCUUACCAUCAGGUAUAAAAUUGGCUGAAGGUCAUGGAUCGUCUAAGGCCAUGGCUGAAUACAGAGCUGCUAAGAAUGCUUUGUUGAGUCUAUUCUUAGUUAGAUCAGAUCAACCGAAUUCUUCUGAAGAAACGGGGUUAGAGCUUGGGUCGAUUAGCUUGCCUAGUUCGUUAUAUGCUUCGUCGGAGAGGUGGUUGACUAAUGGAAAGAUCAGUGAGAAUGUAGAUGAGAAGGAGGUGAGUUAUAGAGGCGUCAAUUGGGGCGGGAAGGAGGUUAUAGCGGAAAGUAGAGAUUUGAGAAGAAAGUUGUAG
Molecule: messenger RNA, 1377 nt
Organism: Kwoniella botswanensis
Lineage: Eukaryota; Fungi; Basidiomycota; Tremellomycetes; Tremellales; Cryptococcaceae
Exons: 2
Coding region: 1-1377 (458 amino acids)
Biological process (GO): RNA processing
Cellular component (GO): mitochondrion
Molecular function (GO): ribonuclease III activity; structural constituent of ribosome
Source: RefSeq, a predicted model, not a curated record